Molecule: messenger RNA, 525 nt
Organism: Macrobrachium nipponense
Lineage: Eukaryota; Metazoa; Arthropoda; Malacostraca; Decapoda; Palaemonidae
Exons: 1
Coding region: 1-525 (174 amino acids)
Source: RefSeq, a predicted model, not a curated record
AUGAAAAACGAGAGUACAAACCACAUAGCAAGCGAAUUUCUAGCACUUGCACACAACCAGUACAAAAAGAGGCACGAUUCAGUAGCAAAAGCCCUCCACUGGAGCCUGUGCAAGAAACGCCAGCUACCUUGCAGUAAUAAUUGGCAAAAACACCAAGCUGAAGUAUUGACAGAAAACGAUCAGGCAAAGAACCUCUGGGACUAUGGCACGGCUAUCUGGACCGUGGACUAUGGUAUCAGAACAGAUAGGGUGAUACGUGCCAAUAGACCAGACGUGACGUUGAUUGACAAAACCAAGAAGAAAGUAUCACCCAUCAAAGAGAGAGUGAAGACUGAUAAGUAUCAAGACCUGAAAAUUUGGGAUAUGCUAGUGGAAAUUGUUUUACCCAUAGUCAUAGGGACACUAGGCACGAUCCCAAGAUCCCUGAAAAGGAACCUGGAAAAACUAGAUGCCGAAGUAGCUCCAGGACUCGCGCAGGAGUGUGCGCUCCUAGAAACAGCGAACACAGUGAGAAAAGUGAUUUGA